AUGCAUUCGCCAUCUCCCCAACUCCUCCGUGCCCUACGCACCUCCCUCGCCGGGCCUGCGACCCGUCGCCCCCAUCCCUGCCUCCCGCGGUCACGCUUAGCCCUCACCACCGCACGCAGCUACAGCGCCCCGAUCCGGCCAACACGCAUGAUCCCCCGCGCACACGCCCACAAGCCAACCACUCACGACCGUGGCCCCCAGUCCAAAGAAGACACCCAGACAGACUUUGCUACGCUGGAUGUCUUGGGCAACACGCCCGUGCCGACUACCGCCAUCGACGCCUGCCUCGACUCCGGCUUCCACCUGAACUCUGGGCUCAAGAUCACUGGCGGCGAUGGGCUGCUGCUGGUUGGCGGCGAGGCAUUUGCGUGGCGGCCGUGGCGGGCCGGAAUGGCUGCGGAAGGCGACGAGCGCGCGGCCAAGAUGGGUAUGAUCAAUGCGAAGGGCCAGUUUGAGCUCGAUGAGCAAGCUUGGGGCUUGUUGAGCGUGGUGUGGCCUCGACCCGAUAUGCUCAUCUUGGGACUCGGGGGUUCCAUGCUACCCCUCUCGCCGGAGACAAAACGACACAUCAAUGCACUAGGAAUCCGUGUCGAUAUUCUGGAUACUCGAAAUGCAGCUGCGCAGUUCAAUCUACUGGCUACCGAGCGCGGUGUCUCGGAGAUCGCGGCGGCGAUGAUCCCUAUCGGAUGGAAUCGACGGUCUUGA
Messenger RNA from Penicillium macrosclerotiorum, 705 nucleotides. RefSeq lists its product as uncharacterized. Lineage: Eukaryota; Fungi; Ascomycota; Eurotiomycetes; Eurotiales; Aspergillaceae. The transcript is spliced from 2 exons. The record is from RefSeq and is a predicted model, not a curated record. Gene Ontology annotation, biological process: mitochondrial respiratory chain complex I assembly. Gene Ontology annotation, cellular component: mitochondrial inner membrane. Bases 1 to 705 code for a protein of 234 amino acids.